AUGGACAAGAAAGACGCUUCCGGCGAUAAUCCUAGCUGGCGAUGGGAGCCCUGGAUCCGGAGGGACCCUCGAAACGCGAAGGUCAUCGAGAAGACGUUCUCCAAGGGCUAUUUCAUCGAAGACCUGGAGAACUUUGAUGCCGCAUUUUUCGGCAUCUCCCCCAAGGAGGCUGAGCAGAUGGACCCUCACCAGAGGCUGGGCCUGGAGGUCACGUGGGAAGCCCUCGAGAACGCUGGUAUCAAUGCUAAAUCCCUCUCCGGCUCGGAUACGGCCGUGUAUAUGGGCGUUGACUCGGACGAUUAUUCUCGACUUCUCCUCGAAGAUCUACCCAAUAUCGAGGCUUGGAUGGGCAUCGGCACCACGGCCCACGGGAUCCCCAAUAGGAUCUCUUAUCACUACGACCUCAUGGGUCCCAGCGUAGCGGUUGAUGCUGCGUGCGCGUCAUCCUUAUGUGCUGUACACCUGGGGCGGCAAGCAGUUUUAGGGGGGGAGUCAAGGGUUGCUAUCGUCGGCGGUGUUAACGUCUGCCUUUCCCCCGCGCUAUUCCAUAUGUUGGGCUCAGCAGGUGCGCUCUCGCCAGAUGGCGUUUGUCUCUCGUUUGACGACGACGCCCACGGUUACGCUAGAGGGGAGGGCGCCGCCGUUCUCGUUCUAAAACGUCUGUCCCACGCCAUCGCUGAUGGUGAUCAUGUCCUCGCUACUCUCAGGGGCACCGCCAUUGCCCAGGACGGCAAAACGAAUGGAAUAAUGGCCCCUAACGCUAAAGCCCAGGAGCUCGUCGCCAGAAAAGCCCUUCAAGUAGCUGAUAUCGACCCUCUAUCCGUUGGCUACAUUGAGGCUCACGCCACAUCCACCUCCCUCGGCGACCCAACGGAGGUCUCGGCCAUCUCUGCGGUAUACGGCGCUGGACGCCCGCAGCAUAGCCCUGCCUAUGUCGGAUCCAUCAAGCCCAAUGUCGGUCAUCUCGAAGCUGCGGCUGGUGCUAUUAGUCUGGUGAAAGCCAUAUUAGCAGUAAAUAAGGGGCUCAUCCCGCCCCAAGCCAGACUGAAUAAGUUGAACACCAGGGUUGAUUGGGAGAAGUCUGGUCUGCAGGUGGUGAGAGAGAGAACCGAAUGGACCGAGUCUGAUCAUCCUCGUCGUGCUGCCGUUUGCUCAUAUGGAUACGGCGGGACAGUGUCCCACGCUAUCAUCGAACAGUCACCUGUUCCUAUUCCUGUUCCCGUCGACCAAAAAGGAAAAGGGAACCCCACACUCCUGCUACUCUCAGCUCCGCAGGCGAAGAGGUUAGCUAUCCAAAGCGCUGCUCAGGCUGAAUGGAUAUCUGCCGCUGGCGGAUCCGAAAGCCUCAAAUCCAUUGCCACCACUCUAGCGCGGCGCCGUGCCCACCACGACUUUCGCGCCGCGUUCGUCGUCUCUAGUCAUGCGGAAGCUGCCGAGGCUUUCAACUCUCUCACUAAAGGCACUGUAGACGAGUGGGCCACCCAAGGCCGCACAUACGAGAGUGGCAUCAGCAGGGAGACGGUCUGGAUAUUCUCCGGACAUGGCGCUCAGUGGGCCGACAUGGGGAAGGAACUCCUUCAGAAUCGUAUAUUCUACCAGACGGUCGUUCCGCUUGAUGAUAUCGUGUCCCAGGAGCUUGGAUACUCUGCUAUUGAGAGUCUCAAGGCUGGCACAUUCCAAGAUUCGGACGAAAUCCAGGUUCUCACUUACCUGGUGCAGGUCGGCCUCAGCCGAGUGCUAAAGUCCCGAGGAAUUCAGCCCGAUGCAGUAAUCGGACACUCUGUGGGAGAGAUCGCCGCGUCAGUCGCAGCUGGGUGCCUUACCCCUGAAGAGGGAACUAUCAUCGUGACGAGACGCGCUCGCCUGUAUUCCCAGGUUAGGGGCCUUGGAGGGAUGUAUUUGGUUAACCUGCCUUUCUCGGAAGUCUCUGCCGAGUUGGGCGACAGGAAAGAUAUUGUAGCCGCCAUCGAUUCCUCCCCGUCGUCUUGUGUCAUCAGCGGCGCGGUUGCUCCUCUGGCGCAGUACGUGGAAGGCCUCAAGGAGCGCGGUAUAAGAACAUUCCAAGUAAAGACCGAUAUUGCCUUUCACAGUCCCAUGCUAGAAAGCUUGUCGGCGCCGCUGAAGGAUGCUCUAUCUGGCGCGCUCAAUCCCGAACUACCAGUAAUAACGAAACUGUACUCAACUUCUCUGGCAGAUUCCCGGACCCCGGCCCUCAGAGACGUCGACUACUGGGUCAAUAAUAUGCUCAGUCCGGUGUGGCUUACCUCCGCCGUCAACGCCGCCGUCAAGGACGGAUAUAGGACUUUCCUCGAAGUUUCUGCUCAUCCAAUCGUGUUGCACUCGGUAAACGAGACACUGCUAGAGAAGGACCUGAAGGACUUCACCACUAUUGCUACGAUGAGGAAGAAUCAGCCUGUUGAGAAGAGCAUCCUUCACGCUAUCGCCCAGCUUCACAUUAAAGGCGUCAAUGUCGACUUUGCCGCCUUAUUCGGUCGCAACUGGUCUGGCGAAGUUCCCGGCUUCCGCUGGAGCCAGAAGCCAUUCUGGAAGGAGGUUUCUUCUGGCUCGGCGAGCGCGGAGAGUCGGACAGCCAUUGCGGGCACUAAUACGACUCUCUUCACCACCAAGCUCAACGAAAGCAACAAGCCCUUCCCCCGGCCUCACCAAUUGCAUGGCACUAACAUCAUCCCCGCCGCCGUCUACGUAAACACAUUUCUCCACGCCGCUAACGCCACCACCCUCUCCAACAUGAUGCUAAGAGUCCCCCUUGCAGUCACCGACGAUACUCGCAAUGUUCAGAUAGUCGUCGAAGACGAGAAUGUUAAGGUCACUUCUCGGCUCAGCUCCUCUGAUGACCACUCAUGGGUGACUCACAGCACAGCUCGCUGGAGCGCCGAGCCCCUUCCUCACGACACCCCGCCUUUCGACAUAGAGGUCACCAAGAAACGUAUCGGUAGCAUCUUACCAAACACAUUCUCCAUUGACUACCUCGCUAAGGUCGGAGUGGCCGGUAUUGCCUUCCCCUGGGCAGUUACCGAGCAUUAUGGCAAUUCCAAGGAGAUGAUCGCCAAGGUCGACAACGACCCGGACAGCGAGACCAUGACGUGGGACCCUCAGUCGUGGGCUCCGACGCUCGAUUCCGCGGCGUCGGUCGGCUCCACCAUCUUUUCAGAUGACGCGAAGCUACGCAUCGUCUCGCAGAUCGACGAGUUGAGUAUAUACUCGAACCGACCUCCCCCAAAGAUUUACUACCUCUAUGUCACGGAAACCGACGCCGCCGACGACCCGCAAAGUCGGUCCGCGGAUGUCUCUGUCCUGGAUGUGAACGGAGAGCUUCUGGCGAAGUUCGGAGGAAUAAGGCUUACCGAGGUCGACCGCAGCUCGGGAGUUGGUAAAGGGAUAGAUGGCCUAGUUCACCAGAUGGCCUGGGUGCCGGCUCGCCUAUCUGAGAAACCCCUGCCCAUAAAACAAGCUGUCUUCAUAUCGCAAGACGGUAAGACACUGCAACAGUACGCGGGCGACUUGCAGAGACAUGUCUCGAAGAUUGUAAAGAUUGAUACCGCCGAGGAACUCACACGGGCAGACGUGUCUGCCUUGUUGGGCGAGAGAGACUCGGCAGUGGUUUACUGCCCUGGGCCGGUUGAAACUUCUGAGGGUAUCGCAACUUCGGCACAGAAGUUUAUCUGGGAGGUAGCAACGGCGGUCAAGUUCAUUGUUCACAACCACCUUCCCGUCAAGUUCUUCAUCGUUACGGAUCGAGUCUUUGCCGCCGAAUCAGAUACUGCGCUCGCCCAAGGAGCUCUGUACGGUCUUUCCCGCGUCGUUGCGCUAGAGCACUCCGACAUCUGGGGCGGGUUGAUUGACAACGAGGGCCCGAAUUUCCCCGUUCUGCCAUUCAAGUACGUCCAAGGGCAGGACAUCAUCCGCUUCAUGGACGGUGUGCCUAGGAUCGCACGCUUCAGGCCUUUCUCGACGGACCAGCGUCACCCAGCCACAAGCACUAUGACACUGCUGCCGAAGCCCCAGGGUACCUACGUUAUCACGGGGGGGCUAGGAGUUCUUGGUCUUGAGACGUGUGAUUUCCUGAUCGAGAAGGGGGCUCGUCGCAUUGUCAUCAUCUCCCGCCGCGAGCUGCCGCCUCGUAGCCAAUGGGCGAACGCGGCCGACGCGCUGGCCCCCGUAUUGGGCAGGAUACAGGCAAUGGAGAGUCUAGGCGCCAGCAUCCACGUCAUAUCAUUCGACGUCGGCGCCGGCGAUGCACACAAGCAGUUACUCGACGCGCUAGAUCGCCUCGCGCUUCCCCCUGUCCUCGGAGUCAUCCAUGCCAGCGGAGUGCUGGAGGACAGCCUCUUGGUCGAGACGACGGCAGACUCGUUCGCGCGGGUGCUGUCGCCGAAGAUUUCCGGCGCCAUCGCUCUGCACCGGGCCUUCCCCCCGGCCACGCUCGACUUCUUCGUGCUGUACUCCUCGAUAGGGCAGCUGGUCGGCACGUCCGGGCAGAGCUCGUACGGGUCGGGCAACGCCUUCCUCGACACGCUGGCCACCCACCGCAGGAACCGGGGGGACAACGCGAUCGCGUUCCAGUGGACGGCGUGGCGCGGCAUGGGCAUGGGCACGUCAGAGUUCCUCACGCUCGAGCUGCAGAGCAAGGGCAUCACCGACAUCACGCGCGAGGAGGGCUUCAGCGCCUGGGAGCACCUGUCCAAGUACGACGUCGACCACGCGGUCGUGACGCGCAGCCUCGCCUUCGACGAGGGCGAGCCGGUGCCGUGCCCGCUGCUCGAGGAGGUGGCGAUCCGCCGCGCCCGCGCGCCCGACGCGGCAGCGCCGGCGGAGGGGAGCAAGGGCGACGGGGCGGCGCGGCCGACGGCGCCGGCCGAGCUCAAGACCUGGCUCGACGUGAAGAUCCGCGAGUGCCUCGGGGCGAUCCUGAAGAUCGGGGACAUCGAGGAUAUCGACCCGCGCGUGGCGCUAACGGACAUUGGCGUCGACAGCGUCAUGACGAUCGUACUGAGGCAGAAGCUCCAGAGUGUGCUCAAGGUGAAGGUGCCGCAGACGCUGACCUGGAACCACCCGACGGUGGUGGCGAUGGUGGAGUAUUUCUUGAAGCAGUUCCAGGACGAGGCGGGCAAAUCAUAG
Durotheca rogersii is the source of this 5139-nucleotide messenger RNA. RefSeq names its product acyl transferase domain-containing protein. Gene Ontology annotation, molecular function: phosphopantetheine binding; fatty acid synthase activity; 3-oxoacyl-[acyl-carrier-protein] synthase activity. Gene Ontology annotation, biological process: secondary metabolite biosynthetic process; fatty acid biosynthetic process. The transcript has 3 exons. The record is from RefSeq and is a predicted model, not a curated record. NCBI's taxonomy places the organism in Eukaryota, Fungi, Ascomycota, Sordariomycetes, Xylariales, Xylariaceae. Bases 1 to 5139 code for a protein of 1712 amino acids.